AUGAGUGAAAUAACAACAUCUACUACAAAUGAAAGUAGUAGUAAUAAUAGUAAUAAUAAUAAUAGUAGUAGUAGUGGUGGUGGUGAUAUGACACUCUUUCAAUUAUUUACAUACGGACAAAAGAUAUAUAACGAUUUACAGAGUUCUGAUGCACCUUCAACUAGUGAUGCCGACUAUCAGAGUAGUGUACGUUCUGCUAUACUCUACCUAAUGAAAUCAUCUCUCUCAAUAGAUAAACAAUCGUUGUUCUCAAAGAAUGAAGAAUUAGAUGAUAUUAGAACUGAUUUAUUAAAAUAUUUAUUAGUACCAUAUUAUUUAUCAGAGUUAUUUUUAUUAUUAGUUGAUACAAGUCGUUUAAAGAAUUUAAAGAAUGCAAAGAAUAAAGCAAUACAAUUCUUACAAAGAAUAGAAACAUUGGGUAUCAUUAGUCAAGAUGAUCAACAAAUCGUUACAAGAUUAACAGAUAACACAAAACAAUCAAACUCACAAGCAAAUAGAAGAAAUGAGUUGGUCAGUCGUGGUAAACGUGAAAAAGAAAUUAAACAAAAGUUAGCUUAUGUAAUUAAAAAACGAUUAGAUUUAAUUAAACAACAUGGUAAUAAAGAUAGUUUAGAUGAAGAGGUGUUGGAUUGUGGAGAUGAAGAGGUGGAAAGAGAAUUUGCUAUGCUCUUGUUGAAUGAAGCGAUCAUUAAAUCGGUGGCCAAUCUCGAGAUGUUGGAUACAGAGAUGACAAUGUUGGAGGAAAUCGAUAAGAUGAAGGCUGCGAACAACGGUGUCGUACCGAAACCACCACCACCCAAGCCAUCGGGUAUCGGUAACUUUAAGAUUCUACCGGAUGGCAGACAAAUCAUGUUGGACAAGGUAUUCAGACCCAGUCAUAUACUGCCAACGAUCUCUCCAGAGGAAGCUGCCGCUUGGGAAAUGCACAACGGUGGUAUGGUCAAAGGCAAGGGUGGCAAAGAAAGUGAAAAGAAAGGAAGCGAUGAUGAGGCCGAAGACGAUGGAAAAGAAGAAAAUCACGAUAAACUAAGAGAAAAGAGAGAUUGGGAUGAUUGGAAAGAUGAUAAUCCAAGAGGUUGGGGUAAUAUUAAAGGUUAA
Molecule: messenger RNA, 1098 nt
Organism: Heterostelium album PN500
Lineage: Eukaryota; Evosea; Eumycetozoa; Acytosteliales; Acytosteliaceae
Product: IGBP1/TAP42 family protein
Exons: 4
Coding region: 1-1098 (365 amino acids)
Biological process (GO): regulation of signal transduction; regulation of dephosphorylation
Cellular component (GO): cytosol
Molecular function (GO): protein phosphatase 2A binding
Source: RefSeq, a predicted model, not a curated record